Chenopodium quinoa (quinoa) is the source of this 2293-nucleotide messenger RNA. Its product is annotated as O-acyltransferase WSD1-like. NCBI's taxonomy places the organism in Eukaryota, Viridiplantae, Streptophyta, Magnoliopsida, Caryophyllales, Amaranthaceae. Gene Ontology annotation, biological process: triglyceride biosynthetic process. Gene Ontology annotation, molecular function: diacylglycerol O-acyltransferase activity; long-chain-alcohol O-fatty-acyltransferase activity. Gene Ontology annotation, cellular component: plasma membrane. The record is from RefSeq and is a predicted model, not a curated record. The coding region runs from base 631 to 2151 and encodes 506 amino acids. The transcript has 7 exons.
AUCGACAUAAAUGAAAGGGGAAGAGGUUUAAUUAUGGAUGUUGGAGGGAAGGUUUUAAAAGGGGGCAUUUUAGUCAUUUCAUAUUUUUAACCCUAAAUCACCUAAUUACUAACUUAUUAACGUCUGUUUAACAGACUUAAUCACGCCAGUUAAGAAGUCAAAAACUGGGGUGUAUCACCAGGAAGUCAAAAAUAAAAUGUGGUACCGCUGGGAAAAGCCAAAACCUGGAUGGUACCAAUGGGAAUUUCCCUAUUUAACAUAUAGACUUCCAAACAAUAAUUAAAAUAAAAAUUUAAAUAAAAAUAAUUAAAAUAACAAAAGUGCACAUUUUUAUGACAAAUUUAACAAGAUCUUACCAUAGAGUAUGGACCAAGUAUUUUUUUUUAAAAAAAAGACCAAAUUAGGUGGGAUUCAUAAAGAAAAAAACCUCUCCAAUGCAAAUCAAUAAUAAAAGUACAACUUUUGUAUAGUUGUUGUAUUAAAACUUGUAUUCAUAAAGAAAAAACUCUCCGCUCUACCAACUAAAAACCCUUCCAUCAAAACCCAAUAAAAAGCAAAGAAGAAAUAUUGAAUGAUUUUCCCUCUAUCUUCUACGCUACUAACUAACUAAAAAACAAACUAAAUUAAGAGAUGGCAUGUGUUAAUAAGUGGCUAAACCCCAUCAACACAACUAGGACGACGACGGCGAAAGACGAGGUGGAGGAGCCGCUAAGUCCGGCAACCCGUUUGUUUCAUGCGCCGCAGAUGAACUGCUGCAUAGUGGCGGUGGUUGGGUGUAAGACUUUGAUCAACGUUGAAGUUAUUAAACAAGGGAUUUAUCAAACUAUUGUUAAGCACCCUCGUUUCUCUAGCAAACUGGUAUUUGAUCCCAAAAAACCUAGUAGACCGGCUGGAUGGACCCGAACCAAGGUGGACGUGGACAACCACAUUAUUGUUCCAAGUUUAGAUUCAUACAUGGACUCACCCGAUCAAUUUGUUGAAGACUAUGUUUCAAGCCUUGCUCAAACUCCUAUGGACUUAACCAAGCCAUUAUGGGAGAUCCGCAUUCUAAGCAUCAAAACAAAGGAUGCUAAUUCGAUUGCUGUAUUCAGAAUACACCAUUCCGUAGGAGAUGGUAUCUCUCUUAUGUCCCUCGUACUUGCUUGUACUCGAAAAACCUCUGAUCCUAAUGCAUUGCCUACACUUCCUACAAAGGAUACGAAAAAGUUGGAUGACACAACGAAUAGUUCAUCAUUUUGUUUAUGGGGCUGCUUGAUGUGGUUGUUGCUUGCUUUCAAGAUGUUUUGGUACACUAUCAUAGAUUUAUGCAUGUUUUUUGCCACAAUGGUGUUUCUUAAGGACACCAUGACUCAUUUAAAAGGCUCUUCUGGAACCGGAAAGGCUCCUAAGAAGUUUGUUUAUAGAACUCUUAGUUUUGAUGACAUCAAGUUUGUGAAGAACGACAUGAAUGUGACAGUAAACGAUGUUGUUUUGGGUAUAACUGAAGCAGGGCUAUCACGUUACCUUAAUAGGAAGUAUGGUGAGUCCAAGGGAAAUGAAAAGGUGCAACAGAAUAAUUUGCCAAAGCAUAUUCGUCUCAGAUCAACACUCCUUGUAAAUAUCAGACCAACUUCCACGCUUGAGGAUUUAGCAGAACAAAUGGAAACAGAUGAUCCUAAUUUGAGAAACUGGCAAUGGGGGAACUCGAUAGGUUACAUCCUCGUUCCCUUCCACAUCGCGCUAAGAGAAGAUCCAUUGGAUUACAUACGCAGUGCUAAAGCCACCAUUGACAAGAAGAAACAAUCUCUUGAAGCGAUUGCCACAUUCAUAAGCGGUAAAAUUGUUCUCAAGAUUUUCGGCCUAAGGGUGGCUGCUGCUAUAGUAUACAGAGUUCUAUCCAAUACUACAUUUUCCUUCUCAAAUGUGGUCGGUCCAAAUGAAGAAAUAAGCUUCUAUGGUCAUCCCAUAACUUUCCUUGCUCCCAGUGUUUAUGGACACCCACAAGCUUUAACCGUCCAUUUUCAGAGUUACAUGGAUAAAAUGACUUUGGUUCUAGCAGUUGAUCAAAAUGUGAUCCCUGAACCACAACAACUAUGUGAUGAUGUUGUGGAAUCACUUGAAGUUGUAAAGCAAGCAGUCCAGAAGGAAAAAAACUUCAAUAUCAAUAUUUAGUUUCCAUGUUCUAUUUUUACCCAUUUCCCCCCCCCCCCCCCUAGGAGCAAUACUCAUUGAUAUAACUACAAGGUCUACAAGUAUACACAAUGAAAUGUUACAUGUUCCUUUCACUUUAAAUAAAAUAAAUUCAAAUAUUAUU